AUGAAGAACCAGUCAAGGGAGAUAGAGUUCAUUCUCAUGGGGCUGACUGAUGACCCAAAAUUGCAAAUUGUGAUUUUUAUAUUUCUUCUUCUAAACUAUAUGUUGAGUGUGAUAGAGAACUUAUCCAUCAUCCUCCUCACCUUGCUGCAUCCCCACCUCAAGACCCCCAUGUAUUUUUUCCUCCGAAAUUUCUCCUUCUUGGAAGUUUCAUUUACAACAAUCUGUAUUCCCAGAUUCUUGGUAACCAUUGUGUCUAAAAACAGAGUCAUUUCUUACAACGGUUGUGCAUCUCAGUUAUUCUUUUACCUUUUGUUAGGAGUUACGGAAUUUUACCUACUGGCUGCCAUGUCUUUUGACCGUUAUGUAGCAAUCUGCAAACCUCUACAUUACCCCAUUAUUAUGAACAGCAAAAUGUGCUACCAGCUGGUCCUCAGUUCAUGGACAGCUGGCUUUCUGAUUACCUUUCCACCCUUGAUCUUGGGACUGAAACUGAAAUUCUGUGCUUCCAGAGUAAUUGAUCAUUUCAUAUGUGACACUUCGCCUGUGCUGCAGAUUUCUUGCACAGACACGCGUUUCCUAGAAUUGAUUUCAUUUGUCUCUGCUGUUGUAACACUCGUGGUCACAUUGCUGUUAGUGAUUCUUUCCUACACUUAUAUUAUCAAGACAAUUCUAAAAAUCCCCUCUGCUCAGAAAAGAACAAGGGCUUUUUCUACCUGUUCUUCUCAUUUGAUCGUAGUCUCCCUUACUUAUGGGAGCUGUAUCUUCAUUUACAUGAAGCCAUCAGCAAAGGAAAGAGUGACUUUAUCCAAAGGUGUAGCUGUUAUCUACACCUCAGUUGCUCCUUUAUUAAACCCUUGCAUUUAUACUCUAAGGAACCAGCAAGUGAAACAAGCCUUCAAGGAUAUACUCCUAAAGAUUUCUUUUUUCAAA
Molecule: messenger RNA, 930 nt
Organism: Equus quagga
Lineage: Eukaryota; Metazoa; Chordata; Mammalia; Perissodactyla; Equidae
Product: olfactory receptor 6C6-like
Exons: 1
Biological process (GO): G protein-coupled receptor signaling pathway
Cellular component (GO): membrane
Molecular function (GO): olfactory receptor activity; G protein-coupled receptor activity
Source: RefSeq, a predicted model, not a curated record